Eremothecium gossypii ATCC 10895 is the source of this 375-nucleotide messenger RNA. RefSeq names its product Tmh11p (gene TMH11). Gene Ontology annotation, cellular component: membrane. Bases 1 to 375 code for a protein of 124 amino acids. The transcript has a single exon. NCBI's taxonomy places the organism in Eukaryota, Fungi, Ascomycota, Saccharomycetes, Saccharomycetales, Saccharomycetaceae. The record is from RefSeq and is marked provisional.
AUGCACAUCGUCUUCGGCAAAACAGUUUUCCCCACAGCACCACCCACCACCACCGCAAUGGAACAUCCCUCUUUCACUCUCGCCGCGCUCACCGUCAUCGGUGGCUCGAUGGGCUACUGGCGUAAAGGGUCUGUGCCCUCGCUGGCUGCAGGUCUCGUUUUUGGUAGCACCUACGCUGUAGCAGGGUACUUGCUCCGGAAGAACGCAGAGGGCGGCCUCGAGCUCGCCCUUGGCGCGAGCUCCGUGAUGCUGUUGACCGGCCUCAUCAGAGGCGUGCCAUCGCGUUUCGCCAAACCCGUCCCGCUGGUGCUCACCGCCCUCGGCGGCUUCGGCACAGCCUACUACUACGGGAAGUACCGCGAGUUCUACCCAUAG